Podarcis muralis (Common wall lizard) is the source of this 8431-nucleotide messenger RNA. The record is from RefSeq and is a predicted model, not a curated record. NCBI's taxonomy places the organism in Eukaryota, Metazoa, Chordata, Lepidosauria, Squamata, Lacertidae.
GCGCCCGCUGUCAGUUGGCCCGAGCGGCGGGCGCGAGAGGGGUGUCGUUGCGCAUGUUCGCGGAGCUCUCGCGACUGCAGGCGUCGCUCUGGUGUCACAAGAGAUCUCCUCCCCCCUACCCCCAAUAUCUCCCGUUUUUUAAUUCCCCCCAAACGGUGGUGUUUUAUUUUGGUUUUUCCCCUCUCGCUUCUUCUUCUUUUUGCGCAAGGCGAAAGGAGGGAAGAAGAGGGAGGGAGAAGAAGAAGAAGGAAGACCCGAGUCGGAGGCAGGCAGGCGGGCAGGGUUGUUGGCUCGCUGGCCCUGAGAGGACGGCUGAGGCGCGAUGCCCGUCGUGCAGAAAACCGUGUCCGAGCUGCGGUUCAGGGCGGAGGGCUAUGAGAAGACAGAUGAUGUUUCAGAGAAGACCUCACUAGCUGAUCAGGAGGAAGUGAGAACUAUAUUUAUCAAUCAACCACAAUUCUCUAAAUUUUGUAACAAUCACGUCAGCACUGCAAAAUACAACUUAAUCACAUUCCUGCCGAGGUUCCUCUAUUCCCAGUUCAGAAGAGCUGCUAAUGCCUUUUUUCUUUUCAUUGCAUUGCUUCAGCAAAUUCCAGAUGUUUCUCCAACUGGACGUUAUACAACAUUGGUUCCGCUCUUAUUUAUUUUAAUUGUAGCAGCUGUAAAAGAAAUAAUAGAAGAUAUUAAAAGGCAUAAAGCUGAUAAUGCUGUGAACAAGAAGAAAAUUCAAGUACUGAGAAAUGGAGCUUGGGAAAUUGUGCACUGGGAAAAGGUAGAUGUUGGAGAUAUAGUUUUAAUUAAAGGCACAGAAUAUAUACCUGCUGAUACUGUACUACUCUCAUCAAGUGAACCACAAGCUAUGUGCUACAUUGAAACAUCAAAUUUAGAUGGCGAAACCAAUCUAAAAAUACGACAGGGUUUGCCAUUGACAUCGGAUAUCAAGGACAUUGACAGCUUGAUGAGACUUUCAGGAAGAAUUGAAUGUGAAAGUCCUAACAGACAUCUUUAUGACUUUGUGGGAAAUAUCAGAUUAGAUGAGCAUGGCACUGUUCCACUGGGUCCUGAUCAAAUUCUUCUGCGUGGAGCUCAGCUAAGAAAUACGCAAUGGGUUCAUGGUAUAGUUGUCUACACAGGGCACGAUACCAAACUCAUGCAGAACUCAACAAGCCCUCCUCUUAAACUAUCCAAUGUUGAAAGAAUUACAAAUAUUCAAAUUCUGUUUCUGUUCUGCAUUCUCAUUGCAAUGUCUUUGGUUUGUUCCAUUGGUUCAGCUAUAUGGAAUAAAAAACAUGAGGAGCGGGACUGGUAUAUCAAUUUAAACUAUGGUGGCGCUAAUAAUUUUGGACUGAAUUUCCUGACCUUUAUCAUUCUUUUCAACAAUCUCAUUCCAAUUAGCCUGUUAGUUACACUAGAAGUGGUUAAAUUUAUUCAAGCAUAUUUCAUAAACUGGGAUAUUGACAUGCACUAUGAACCUACAGACACUUCUGCCAUGGCUCGCACAUCCAAUCUCAAUGAAGAACUUGGGCAGGUCAAAUACAUAUUUUCUGACAAAACUGGCACCCUGACAUGCAACGUAAUGCAGUUUAAGAAGUGUACUAUUGCAGGAAUCGCUUAUGGCCAUUCUCCUGAAUCAGAGGAUUAUGGCUAUGCUACAGACGAGUGGCAGAGCUCACAACCUGGAGAUGAAAAAAUGUUUAGCGAUUCAUCAUUACUGGAAAACCUCCAAAACAAACAUCCAACUGCACCUAUAAUUUGUGAGUUUCUAACUAUGAUGGCAGUGUGUCAUACAGCAGUUCCAGAAAGAGAGGAUGAUAAGAUCAUUUAUCAAGCAGCAUCUCCAGAUGAAGGAGCAUUGGUUAGAGCAGCCAAGCACCUCCAUUUUGUUUUCACUGGAAGAACACCAGACUCUGUGAUUAUAGAAUCUCUUGGACAGGAAGAAAGAUAUGAAAUGCUAAAUGUGCUAGAAUUUACAAGUUCUAGGAAAAGAAUGUCUGUGAUUGUCCGCACACCUACAGGAAAAUUAAGACUUUACUGCAAAGGGGCUGACACAGUAAUUUAUGAUCGCCUGGCUGAAAAUUCAAGAUACAAGGAAAUUACCCUGAAACAUUUAGAGCUGUUUGCUACAGAAGGCUUGAGAACACUUUGUUUUGCCGUUGCUGAGAUUUCAGAAAAUGACUACCGAGAGUGGCUAAACAUCUAUCAAAGAGCUGCAACUGCUGUACAAAAUAGAGCGCUGAAACUUGAAGAGAGUUAUGAACUAAUUGAAAAAAAUCUUCAGCUACUUGGAGCUACAGCCAUAGAAGAUAAGUUACAAGACCAAGUGCCUGAAACAAUAGAAACUCUAAUGAAAGCAGAUAUUAAAAUUUGGAUUCUUACUGGAGAUAAGCAAGAGACUGCUAUUAACAUUGGGCACUCAUGUAAACUCUUGAGAAAGAACAUGGGGCUACUUGUCAUAAACGAAGGCUCUCUUGAUGCAACAAGAGAGACAUUAAGCAAUCAUUGCAGCACUCUUGGUGAUGCUUUGAGGAAAGAAAAUGAUUUUGCUCUUAUUAUUGAUGGUAAAACACUGAAGUAUGCAUUGACAUUUGGUGUAAGGCAAUAUUUCCUCGAUUUGGCUCUGUCGUGUAAAGCUGUUAUUUGUUGCAGAGUUUCACCUCUUCAGAAAUCUGAAGUUGUAGAAAUGGUCAAAAAGCAGGUAAAAGUGGUAACACUGGCAAUUGGAGAUGGAGCAAAUGAUGUUAGCAUGAUACAAACAGCACAUGUUGGUGUUGGCAUUAGUGGCAAUGAAGGGCUACAAGCAGCUAAUUCUUCAGAUUAUUCAAUAGCUCAGUUCAAGUACUUGAAGAACUUACUAUUGGUCCAUGGUGCCUGGAAUUAUAGCAGAAUUGCUAAAUGCAUCCUGUACUGCUUCUACAAGAAUAUUGUCCUUUAUAUUAUUGAGAUAUGGUUUGCAUUUGUUAAUGGAUUUUCUGGGCAAAUACUGUUUGAAAGAUGGUGCAUAGGACUUUACAAUGUGAUGUUUACAGCCAUGCCCCCACUGACUCUUGGAAUAUUUGAGAGAUCCUGUCGAAAAGAAAAUAUGCUAAAAUACCCCGAAUUAUACAAGACUUCUCAAAAUGCCCUGGAUUUCAACUCUAAGGUUUUCUGGGUUCAUUGUUUAAAUGGCCUCUUCCACUCAGUAAUUCUGUUUUGGUUUCCACUAAAAGCCAUCCAGUAUGAUACUGUAUUUGCCAGUGGUAAAACUUCAGACUAUUUGCUUUUGGGAAACACAGUAUAUACCUUUGUAGUAAUAACUGUGUGUUUAAAAGCUGGAUUAGAGACUUCAUAUUGGACUUUGUUCAGCCACAUAGCAAUAUGGGGCAGCAUUGCACUGUGGAUAGUAUUUUUCGGAAUCUACUCUUCCUUGUGGCCUCUAAUUCCUAUGGCCCCUGAUAUGUCUGGGGAGGCAGUUAUGAUGUUCAGUUCUGGUGUUUUCUGGAUGGGCUUACUAAGCAUUCCGCUGACAGCUUUGAUCUUCGAUGUAGCAUAUAAAGUAGUGAAAAGAGCAGCAUUUAAAACACUGGUAGAUGAAGUUCAGGAGUUGGAAGCAAAAUCUCAAGAUCCAGGAGCAGUUGUUCAUGGGAAAAGCUUAACUGAAACAGCUCAGCUACUGAAAAAUGUCUUCAAGAAAAACCAUGUCAACUUGUACCGCUCUGAGUCUCUGCAACAAAACUUGCUUCAUGGUUAUGCCUUCUCUCAAGACGAAAAUGGGAUUGUUUCACAAUCGGAAGUAAUAAGAGCCUACGAUACUACAAAGCAAAGACCUGAUGAGUGGUGAAGGACUAUGACACUGAGCCCUAAUACUUGCCAUAGUAUGGCAAAGUAAUAUAUAUUUCCUGGGUCUGCUAGCAAGGUCCAGCAACAGAUUAGAGGAAGAUGUGUGUUGUUACUCUUAUUCCCUGAAGUUUGAGUUCACAUACUGAGUAGACAUAAGCACUGUGCAACUAUACUGUAAUACACCAUCUCCAAAUUUUUCAACAAGUGUUACUUGGAUUUUGUAAGCAGAGAUUGAAAAUAGCUUUCAGCCUUUGCCAACUACUUAUUUACAGUGAUGCUGAAUACGUAACGUUCCUAUAUGUAUAUCCGGGACAUAAUGAACAGCCAGAUUACUCGACAUAGCAUACAUUGACAACCAUCGCCUUUGCAAAGGUUUGCGAGCGGUGAAUUAUUUAAAGUACCUAGCCUUUGAUUUCAACAAGUGCUAAAUAACAAUUUUUAAAUAUUCAUUUAUGUGUUGAAGUAAGAUUUCAAAGCAAGACAUUUAAAGGUACACGUGUCAAACUAGCCUAAAAAGUUUGCCAAAGAAUUUCCAUAUUUCUCAUCUUAGUAAUCAUUUGCGGAGAAAUUUUAAAGGGUGGCGACAUCAAGUGUGAUAUAAGCAUUGCAUGCUUGAAACUCUGUACUUGAAAAGUUUUACAAUAAUGUGAACUUGAUACUGUUUGCUUUGUAUUGCAUUGGUUUUUCAGAUCUGUGGUCACUUUCACCUUUGGCCUUAUACAAGCCUUUCAUUCAUGUUCAUUUAACAGAAAUGUGUACAUUUAACACAGCAGCCAUUUUCUAUGUAAGGGGCAUGUGUCUUUGAAUUAUAGACAAAUGCUGGUCUGCCUUAUAUCCCUUCCUAAGGACCUGAUCCAGGGAAACCUGUACACAGAAAUGGGCUGUUUGCAAAAGUGUUUUGCUUCCCUGCCACCAUCCCCAACAUAGCACACUUUCAUUUUAAUGGGACUGGUUACCUGUAAGGCCAGACAGAAAGGAAAAGGUGGUGACUUGACUUCAGUUUCCUUUCUGACAAACAGAUAGGAAAGAACCAGCCAUGUUGCUCAUUGUUCACACCUGGUGCCGGAGCACCAUGCAUGAAUCCCAUGUGAGUUUUCUUCCCACGCUUCUUUUGUGUUUAUAGGACCCAAAUCAAAAUGUUGUAUCAUGCACACAUGCAAAUGCUUGCUCUUACUUCAUUGGAGCGGUAGUGUACUUGAAAAUGCUGGUUUUAAUUCAUACUUAAGUUGCCAGAGCAACUUGCUACAAACAAAGUGAUUUAUUUCGAUGGGUUUCACAAGAACGAGGAACCAGAGUCAUCAGUAUUGCACUGCUUUCUGUUUGCACUACAAGACAGUUAUUUAGUCUUGCUGUCAAAUAUAUGUGUACAGUCCCAAAUUUGAUUUAAAGUAGACUAUGCUGAAGUUUGAGGAUUUUAACCAAUAUUUCUUUUUUUAGGUGUAGAUCUUGAAAGGCAUAAGAUUUAAAACUGCUAAUGAAAGCAAGGAAAGUAAACUAACAAAAAAGGUUUCAUACUCUAAUCAAGAAUGUGAGAUUUCAACUUCUCACCCCCCAAAAUAUUGUAAUUCAGUAUUUUUAAAUAAGUUCGUCUAAUCAGGAUGAGAAACAGAAUCUGAUACAAUACUGCAAAUUAAUAUAUGCUCUGCUGUGAAGCCAUUUAAAAGCUGUUUCAGUAUGUCUAAUUUAAAAUACAUAUUUUAUAUAGUAGGUUUCACCUCUGAUUUGAGUGCACUGUACAACUGUUCUACCUGUAGAAAGACAAAUAUAAAUAUUCUUAUAAAUGAAAUAUUUGUAUGCGAUGGUCCAACUUUUGAAAAGCAAAGUUUCAUCGAAACAUUGUAUUUAUUAAAUGACGUAGAACAUUUUAUAUACUUGUGAUACACAGUUGCACUCAUUCAUAAUGGCAAGGACACUGUUCUUUUUCACGAGUGACAUUUAAACAGAAAAUAAAACUGAAGAAAAAAGGAGUCCAAAAGAGAAAAACCCUUGCUGAAAACAGCCUUGCUUCCCAUCUCGCAGCCCAAAAUUGCCUUCAGAAAAGCUACUUCAGGCAUAGAUAAUGAAUGAAUCGGCAAGGAGGGCCAAAUCACUUGACCUGGAGCACACACAAAAAUUUGGGGCUUGUCCUUUCUCAGUGAGACGUCUCCUUCAACAGAUUUCCCAAGUGAACGAUUAAAAAUGAUAAUCUUUUUAGAAUUCUUAAGUACAAUUCUAAGCAGUGCAUAUUUCCUUUUAGAAUCAAUGAAUGAAGUCGAUCCGUCGUGAUUCAGCAGAAACGAUGUGCUCAUUCAUAUAACCUGUUCUUUGCUUCUGGCCCCAUGCAGCCUCUUAGGGCAUCUGAAAGCAGUAAUCAGAAAAGAGUGUCUUCUCCAUUCAUUUCCCACACCUAGCCAAGCAGUCAGAAUUGACAUGCACCAUGUAAAUCGUGGGUGCUGGAUGCAGGUGUGUCCCCUUCCUCCUCUCCCUGAAGCAUGAAAUGGCAGUUUGCAUGCAAAUGACGCAGGAGAAUGAUCUGCAUGCAGAUACCUAUUUCAACGCACACGCAAUCCAGUUACCUCAAACAGUUCUCCCUUGCUGGAUCAAGGUGAAGGCAUAGGUAUCACAUUAGCGAUAGGUCAGGAAACUCUAUGACCACCCUUAUUUGCAAAACAAUAGACACAAUAGGUACUCAUUUUGGCUGUCAUUGCUGCCUAAAAGUAGACUGUUCUUAGCACAUUUUCUUCAUCAUAGGAUUUUAAACUCUCAGUGAUUAUGUUACGUCUUUUAUUUUUUAAAAAAAUAAUGUUUAGUUUUCUAAGGAAGAUGUAGGCUUAUUCAGCUUAUCUUGGCUAUUCUGAAUAACUGCUCCACAUCUUAAUUUUUCAUUUUUGCCCUUCUGAAUUAAUCUUUGUUCUGAUGUCAUUUAACUUUUAAAAAAUACUAUUUCUCACACACUGGAUGUCAUAUUUCUAAUGGCAGUCAUUAUCACAAUACCCGAAGAUUGUGUGUUUGUUCUGUCUUUAAUAGUUUGCUCCCCCCCCCCCCGAUAUUAAAAUCUAAAUAAAAACUUGGAAUUCCUAAAGAACAUAACACCCAAUUUAAACAAAAGUCAGGACAUACAAUACAUAUGUUAUUUGCAAACAAACACAUUUCAUAACAAAAGGAUAUAUAAGUGGCUUAUUAUAUUAUAAUAUAGGAAUAUAUUAUAAUAUAUAUAUAUUUGGGACUACUGGUUGGUAAGCAAAAUGUUUUAGUAAACAAUUACUCUACUCAAGUUACAGUACUUUACUAUAAUGUACUUGUUUUGAAAUUCUAAACUUUUACAUUUCUCUUAAUUAAAUCCAGAAAGGAAGUUGUAUGUUUUGUAUGUAUUAGGUGUAUUGUGCAACAAUUUCACGCUAAUUUUUUUUAAUAAAAUCAUUAAUUGAAUGAAAAGGUGCCAUUCAGAGAUCAACGCCUACAUAUAGGUAUUAUUUUAAUUACUUGUGAGAAUGUAGUAACCAGAACAUCAGCUAAUUGGAAUCACUUUGAGAAGCCAUAAGUGGACUUGUUUUUUCUUAGUAUUAGAUUUAUUUUUGCAGAGAAAUUUUGACAAAUUUAUAAGCAACUUUCUAGUUGUAUAAAAAUAGAGGAAAUAUUUAAACAAAUGCAAUGGUGAAAGAUUCCUGUUGCACUGUCUCACAUGGGAAGACAUCUGUUUUCAUCAAUUAAUUAAUUUUGAAUUGUUUGCUUAGAGUCUUGGACCAUGUAUUUAGCUCCCCUCUUUUUCUGCCCAUUUAUGUAUUGUGCAAAAAACAGGUGUCGUUCUAGUAAGUUUUAUCAAUCUGUCUGCAUGAGUUAAAACGUCACAGUGUGAAUCUGAGCUGGUGCAUGUCUGUGCUGUAAAGCUCAUGAUUUCUUUUUCCUUCGGUUCAAACAUGCAUCAAACCAUGUGUGUAUUGGUAAGCAAAAGCAAGUGUUGGAUCAACAACUGAAUUAACAACUUCUCUCUAUUAGUACUGAAUGUGAACUCGGAAAAUCAUACACAAGUUGACCAAGGGUAGCAUUCCAAAAUUUGUGCACAGCCCACUGAACUAAUUGGACUACUCAAACAGUAAGAGAACAGUAAAAAGAGGCAAUCGAGUCACUUUGCGUUUUAUUGGUUGUUCCAACACAGACUUUUGCAUCCCUUCAAAUAUUUUGUAACUACGAAACCGUGGCCCGAAUGUGUAAAAGCAAAAUCAUGUUUCCGUGUUUUUUCUUGUUCUACAAUUGAAGCCAUAAUACAUGAAUAUUAGUUUUCUACUGCAACUUGAUUUUCAUGCUGUCUUGAAAGGCACUGUAUCAAAAGACUGCAUUCAAAGCAAAGUAGGACUUUCCAGCUCCACUGAACCAUUACUGCUGAAACUGCUGUGGAAUUUGUGAAGCUGCAUGAGUGAAGAGAUUUUGACUCCGUGUUUAUGGUAGUUUUCCUCAGGUUUCGUUUUAAAUGGAUGUCAAAUGCACUGUUUUAUAACGUUAUUAAAUUUUAGUAAUAUAUUCAGUUCUAUGCAGUGUUACAUGUCAUUGGCCUUUUGUGAAUGUGCAUGUUUUGAACUGCAAAUUUUAAAUGUUUUGUCUUCUAAUUGUUCAAAAAUAAACCUUGCCAUUAAAUAAA